Messenger RNA from Paralichthys olivaceus (Japanese flounder), 3896 nucleotides. It is a transcript of the gene six4a, whose product is annotated as SIX homeobox 4a. Lineage: Eukaryota; Metazoa; Chordata; Actinopteri; Pleuronectiformes; Paralichthyidae. Gene Ontology annotation, cellular component: transcription regulator complex; nucleus. The record is from RefSeq and is a predicted model, not a curated record. Gene Ontology annotation, biological process: regulation of transcription by RNA polymerase II. Gene Ontology annotation, molecular function: DNA-binding transcription factor activity, RNA polymerase II-specific; RNA polymerase II cis-regulatory region sequence-specific DNA binding.
GUAACCUGAUCGAGCUGGGAGGAGUGACUUUACCAGGGAAGGCUUGAACAGGAAAAAAAUGUCUUCUUCUGCCGGAGAAGUCACAACAGCGAAUGACAUCAAGAGGGAAAAUGUGAAGGAGCUGGAUGAGCGGGAGUGCAUCAAGUUUGUGGCGCUGGACGCGGCGGAGUUGUCCAUGGAGCGCACGGCUCCCAACGCUGACGCGGUGCGCACGGAGCUGCUGGUGAGCGCCGCGUCCUCCCUGGCUUUCUCCCCGGAGCAAGUGGCGUGUGUGUGCGAGGCUCUGCAGCAGGGAGGCAAUGUGGACCGGCUGGCCAGGUUCCUGUGGUCCCUGCCACAGAGCGACCUGCUCCGCGGCAACGAAAGCAUCUUGAAGGCGCAAGCGCUCGUCGCUUUCCACCAGGCGCGGUACCAGGAGCUGUACAGUAUCCUGGAGAACCACAGCUUCAGCGCGUCCAACCACACCUUUCUGCAGGAACUGUGGUACAAGGCCCGGUACACCGAGGCGGAGAAGUCGCGGGGGAGACCCCUUGGCGCCGUGGACAAGUACCGGAUCCGGAGAAAGUACCCUCUCCCCAGGACUAUCUGGGACGGCGAGGAGACGGUGUAUUGUUUCAAGGAGAGGUCUCGGAACGCGCUGAAGGAUCUGUACACUCAGAAUAGGUACCCCUCUCCUGCCGAGAAGCGAAACCUCGCCAAGAUCACAGGACUCUCCUUGACCCAGGUCAGCAACUGGUUCAAAAACAGAAGGCAGAGAGACAGAAACCCGUCCGAGGCACAGUCCAAGAGUGAAUCUGAUGGAAACCACAGCACAGAGGAUGAGUCUAGUAAAGGCCAGGAUGAUAUGUCACCCCGACCCCUCUCCAACUCCUCAGAUGGGGUCAUCCCCCAUGGGAUUCAAACGGGGCAUCUGGACGGUGGGGUGGUCAUCCAGCAAAUCGGGGACAUCAAGAUGCCCGGAUCCAGCAGUGGUGGCCUCUACAAUGGGAGUCUAGUGACCAGUAACACCUCAUCUGCCGUCUUUCACAAUGGCGGCUCGUCUUACCUCCACACACCUGGAAACAUCCUCUUCAACGGGCUCAACUUGGGCAUCCAGCCCCUGGCCUUCAACCCUCUGAGGCCGUCAGGAGGGGUGUUGCUGGGGAGCUCUGGGGUGGACAUGCAGAUGCACACAGGGCAGGAGAAGGGACUGGGCAGUUCUGCUGAGGACUCCAGCCUGCAGUACGCAUCCUACACCGGCUGUGUGAAUGGAGCCGAGGUGAAGCUGGAGGGGGCUCACUCCAUGGCCGCCCAGAACGGGGGUUCCUCCGUGCUGACGUUCAGCUCCUCGUCAGGUGCGCUGCAGCUGGGCGGCUACAGUCUGGUGCACGUACCGAGCGGAGUGUCUGACAGUGAUGGCAGCUCAUUACUCAACAGUGAUGUGGGUCUUUCUCCCCUGCAGCUCUCCUCAGCCUCCUCGGCCUCAACAAUCCCACAACAAGGAACCAUACCUCUGGACAACGUAGCAGUGAGUUCCUCCAGCGACGACUCGUUCCAGCAGCAGGACAAGAUGACCAUGUCGUCCCUGCACCACAGCACCGUCCUCUACAGCAUGAGCAACACCGGCCAGACGUCCAUCAAGAAGGAGCCUUUGGAGGGAGGUGUCUAUUCCUCCUACCACCAUGGGCUUCACUUGGACCCCAGCGGUCAGAUCAGCUACACCACCCACAACUCUGAAGAGGCCCCGUCCAGCCAGGGUCCCACCCAAACCAACGACGUCCCUGCUGUCACCUCGUCCAGCCCCGAACCAGAGGUCUACACCACCCUCACCAUCAGCACACCCCUGAUGGCCCAAACGGACACAGGAAGCCACCACCUCCAGCCCACAGAGUACCUAGGGGCCCACGAGAUCCGGGGGCCUACACCCUCGCACCUAAUAGGCCCCGGCAUGAACAGCAACUACAUGAACCUGUCGGGAAACAAGGUGGACGGGUCGGGAGGCAUGAAUGAGAUGGUGCGGGCGAUGUGCGGGGAGAUGGAGGCUGUGGAGGGGAAGGAGCUGGCCAAACUACAGACAGUGCAGAUGGACGAGGACAUGGCCGACCUUUAACCUCAAAUCAAUCUCCCCGCAGAAGCACUCGUGUCCCCCCAAGCAGAGAUAUGGUGAAUCUUUUUACCUUUGUGUGAGAGUGUGUUUUUUUUUUUACUCUUCAUUUCUUUAAAUGUUAAAUUAUUUGUGUUCAUUUGACUUUUACAAUGCACUCUACAGUCAGAGGGGACGCCCUGUGGGUGGGCACUGUCAGUUUAUCACAAAAAAAAGAAAAGUCUAUGACACAUUUUAUAAGCCCUGUUAGGAAGAAGAAACAUUAUGGCUGUUUGUGCAAACACAAGAAGCCGCUCUGUGUGUGUGUGUGUGAGCCGUGUUUUAAAUGUGCAUUUUUAUAGACAACACCUGCUACUUCCUGUUGAGUGGAUGUGAUCCGCCGGAGCAGGUGCUGGAAUGCCUUGAGUCACAUGACCAGGAUGUUCCUCCAAACUAAAUGCGUCAUCCGGCUCAAACCAAAAAGGUCAUUCGGCCGGGGGAAGAGGGAGAGAGCCUCUGUGAAAAUGAUCAGCUGAAGAGCGACCGCUUUUACUGAAGGACUGCACACACACACACACGCACACACACACAGAAUAAUAGGUUAUUAGAGACAGAAAGCUGCUGAUUUAGGAGAAAGUGUCCUUCAGUGAGCACCUUAAAUUCUCUGAUUGCCUCUCAAGUCGCUGCAAACCCUGAAGUUGUGCUUUAUAUUUUACCAAAUGAACUCAGAGUGUUGAGUACGGGACAAGAGUUGAGACAAAUGUGCCUUUCUGCUACUUAAAAACACAUAAUGUCAUUGGUCUGUUUUGGCGUUUGCACUACCAUAGUGACAUUACAACGUGCACGUUUCUAACAACCUUCAAGUCGGAGGGUUUGUCAUGUGGCGACAACAACAAAUGCACAAGUACAGCAACGACUCCGAUUUCUAGCCUCAUCUUCAACCUGUUAGACAAAGAUCUUAACGAUGAUGGAAAGGUCACGGUGUCGGUUCACAUGUUGCCCAUCAUAUGUUGUUUAUAAUGCUGCAACUCAUAAUAUGUUAACUAGAUGUGAUGAUGCUAUACUAUAUCGUGUUUCAUUUUGAUGUGUCUCUCCAAAGCAGUCAGUAAUCAUGAAUGGUAUUUUUCUAUGAAGCCAGACAUCUACAGAGUGUAUGCUUUUAAUGAACAAAGGUACAGAAGCUAGAAGAGGACAAAACCGUUUGUGUUUCUUUUAUAGUCCCACUUUUAAACCCGGAGAGGGAUUGUGAUAAUUUCUCUUUGCAUGGCGUCAUAAUGUUUUGGACACUAUAGUGCCUUUUACUUUUUGUUUUGUGAAUAAUAAAACUAAAAGUAAGCUCAGUCGUUGAUCCUGCGUUGUAGCCUCAGAGAUUUACCACCAUCGCAGGCGCACUCAUUGGGUGUCAGAUGAGGGAAGAGAGGGCAGAGAAUGUCGAACCCAUUUGUCAAGUGUGUCCGGUGCUUUUCGCAACAGGAGCCUAAUUCCUCGCUGUCAUACAUGACCCUAAUAGCACAUUUCAGCGUCGCAGCCAAGUCAUAAAGUGCACAUGUAGCGGUGCAUCACGUGUUUUCAUACUAAAGGACUGAUGAACACUUAAUUUGUGACACGAUCCCAUCAAUUUGAAUGGACAUUUCAGUGAAAGUAUCCUCAGUGCUUUAAUGUAAUAUACCAAAAAAUGAGUUGUGGGCAAAUAUUAAACUGAUGGUCAUUUUGUUUUGUUUUGUUGUUGUUUUUUAUCUUAGUUUGAAUGAUACGUUUGUCAUCUGAAAUUAUGUGAAUGUAUUUUUCUAAAUCUCUGUACUACAAUAAAAGUUUAUAUUUAUAAAAACAUAAA